AAGGUGUUCAUACCUCGUCAAUCCGUAUUAACAAAACUAUUGGAAGUAUCCCAUUUCCAAACUAUCUAUAACAUUUUUGUAGCCUUACUUAUUGUAAUUAUAUUAAACACCGUUUGCUUGGACUUGCUGGAAAAAGGAAGGAUCGAUAUUGAAUUUGAAAUUUUAACUGGAUCGUUCAAUAAGUUGUCUACCACAAUUAGCAUCUGGCUGGCCAUGCUAUCAACUACGUUAUUGGUUUAUCCUGUUUUUCAUCACUGGGCGAAGCAUACAAAUAGUUUCUCGUUUGAUAUUGUUUGGCUUCUAUUAUAUGUCGCAUAUCUGAUUGCCUUCUUAGUUAUACCUGCAAUGUACGUUACAAAGCAUAAAUUGGCAUUAGCUUCGUCCAUGAUUGUCGUUACUGAACAGACUAGGUUAAUGAUGAAGGUUCAUUCAUUUGUCCGUGAAAAUGCUCGAAGUAUCCUUAAUUAUUUAAAGCACGUGGAGACCACCUCGCAACCUUUUCCAGGAUUUUCAUCAUAUUUAUAUUUUUUGUUUUGCCCUAGCUUGAUAUAUCGAAAUGAAUACCCUCGGACCGCAAAUAUUUGCUGGAGUUAUGUUGUGACUAAUUUUCUGCAGGUUAUUGGAUGUACGAUGUAUAUUUAUUACCUAUACGUAAGAUUUUGCUUGCCCGUAUUUCGAACGGCUGGUAGAGAAUUAGCUAACGUGAAGACAUACCUUAAAACUAUCUUCAGUUGCGUAUUGCCAGCGACGCUAAUGUUCCUGCUCGCAUUUUUUGCCAUUUUACAUUCUUGGUUAAACGCAUUUGCAGAGAUGCUACGAUUUGCCGACAGGAUGUUUUAUGAGGACUGGUGGAAUUGUAAGUCCUUCGGUAAUUAUUAUCGAACAUGGAAUGUUGUUGUCCAUGAUUGGUUAUAUGCGUAUAUCUAUAAAGAUGUGUUGAUGUACGGAGACAGAAGGAAUCGAAGUACUUUGGCGAUGUUGAUGGUAUUUUUCGUUUCCGCUCUCUUCCAUGAAUACAUUAUAUCCGUUUGUUUAGGAUUUUUUUAUCCAAUACUUUUUGUGAUAUUUGGCGGAUUUGGAGUCCUUUUCAUACCAUUGACACAAAGGAAGAGUACUAGAGGCUGGAACAUUUUUAUUUGGUUAAUGCUUUUUUUUGGCUGUGGACUGUUGCUAUGCUUGUACUGUCUAGAAUGGUAUGCAAGAUCUCUGUGCCCGCCUAAUCCGGUUCGUCAUUGA
Molecule: messenger RNA, 1236 nt
Organism: Trichoplax adhaerens
Lineage: Eukaryota; Metazoa; Placozoa; Uniplacotomia; Trichoplacea; Trichoplacidae
Exons: 11
Biological process (GO): cholesterol metabolic process
Cellular component (GO): endoplasmic reticulum membrane
Source: RefSeq, a predicted model, not a curated record